AUGAUUAAACAAAAGAUCGAUUGGAUCAAAGCAGAGAGCACGCCACGUAGGAUAGUUAAUUCAGACCAAUCAGGAACAUGUAUUUUGACACGUCACAAUCGCUGGACAUUUUGUGUGGGCUAUGUAAAUUUUUUUUUCGGCCCAUCUCCACCCCCAAAACCUUUUUCGUGCCAAGUUUUGCAAUUCUCUUCUUUCAGACUCUUCCAGUUCGUCUUCUCCAAAUCUCUGAGUUCAUGCCCUAACGUCCUUAGAUCUCAUGUUCUUGAAGUCUCAUCUGGAGCCGACAUAGUUGAGAGCGUCAACACUUACGGCCAGAGAGGGAGAGGUGUCUCCGUGCUCAGUGGUAACGGCACGGUCGCUAACGUCGUUCUCCGUCAGCCGGUGACGAUUCAUGGGAAUAAUUGCGGAACUGGAGCCGGAGUUGGAGGGGUUGUGACUUUACAUGGAAAGUUUGACAUAAUUCCAUCACUGGUACGGUGCUUCCGCCGGGAUCAGACUGUUUUGGUACUAUCUUCUGUUCGAGGUUUACACUCUUGCAGGAAUGGUGAUCCCACCAAACUCGAGAGGUUUAUGUGCUUUCCGGAGGCGUUUUAUGUUUACCGCAACAUGAUCGACACUAAUACUUUCAUCAACUUGAUUUCUCUGAUUGGGCUGCUUGAAUGUUUCCUGCACGAUUGGGAUUUCAAGUUACCGGGUGGAUCCAGUGUCAAGGAUGAAGAGGACAGUCUAAAGGUUUUUUUUCUUUGGGUUGAAGUAACUUAAUAACAA
Messenger RNA from Brassica oleracea var. oleracea, 768 nucleotides. RefSeq lists its product as uncharacterized. The record is from RefSeq and is a predicted model, not a curated record. Gene Ontology annotation, cellular component: nucleus. Lineage: Eukaryota; Viridiplantae; Streptophyta; Magnoliopsida; Brassicales; Brassicaceae. The transcript has 4 exons. Gene Ontology annotation, biological process: vegetative to reproductive phase transition of meristem. Bases 1 to 762 code for a protein of 253 amino acids. Gene Ontology annotation, molecular function: DNA-binding transcription factor activity; minor groove of adenine-thymine-rich DNA binding.